UUCAAUAUUCCUCCAUCAUUUUCACAGCGCUUCACUCCUUUAUCAUGACCUGCAAUAUCCCCAAUUCCCUAACCGAUUCCGCUCAAACGCGCUUCAAACUCGCCAUCUCUGCCUCCGAUCCUUGGCCCUUCUCUCUCUCCUCCUCAUCCAAUUUUUUCUUUCUACUUCAAAUUGUACAUACAAACUUCGCAACUGCUAGCUAGUAAUUAAGAUGGGAAGCGGCGGCCACCACCUGAUCAAUUUCCAUCUCCACCACGGCGGCCGGCGGGGAAUCCCCAAGGGAUGCCUGGCGAUUACGGUGGGCCAGGCAGCGGAGCAGCAGCGCUUCGUCAUUCCGGUCAUCUACAUCAACCACCCGCUCUUCACGGAGCUGCUCAAGGAGGCGGAGGAGGAGUACGGCUUCAAUCAGAAAGGUCCGAUCAAUAUCCCCUGCCACGUCGAGGAGUUUCGUCAGAUUCAAGGCUUGAUUGAUCAGGAUGCGACGUCGCACCACCACCAGUUAUUGUGUUUCAGAGCUUGAUCGGUUAUAUUUAUGAAUUAAUUGUGAUUCUUGACUUAAUUAGGGUUCCUUAGAUUGGGAUUGAAGGUGUAUGCUUCUUACAGAUUUUAAAUCAAAGCAGGAUUCGUGUUAAUAUCA
Messenger RNA from Salvia splendens (bonfire salvia), 637 nucleotides. Its product is annotated as auxin-responsive protein SAUR32-like. Gene Ontology annotation, biological process: response to auxin. The transcript has a single exon. The record is from RefSeq and is a predicted model, not a curated record. NCBI's taxonomy places the organism in Eukaryota, Viridiplantae, Streptophyta, Magnoliopsida, Lamiales, Lamiaceae. Bases 212 to 520 code for a protein of 102 amino acids.